Thecamonas trahens ATCC 50062 is the source of this 807-nucleotide messenger RNA. RefSeq names its product zinc/iron permease. The coding region runs from base 1 to 807 and encodes 268 amino acids. Gene Ontology annotation, cellular component: membrane. Gene Ontology annotation, biological process: zinc ion transmembrane transport. The record is from RefSeq and is a predicted model, not a curated record. NCBI's taxonomy places the organism in Eukaryota, Apusomonadida, Apusomonadidae. The transcript has 2 exons. Gene Ontology annotation, molecular function: zinc ion transmembrane transporter activity.
AUGACCAGCGCACGCGCAGUCGAGGUCUUCGGGUACGCGGCGGUGUCGACGGUGGCCACCGGCCUGGGCGCCGUCCCCUUCUUCCUCCUCGAUAGCUCACGCAGCCUGCCGCGUCUGGCCACCGCAUCGGCCAAUGCCGCCGCCGCAGGCCUCAUGCUUGGUGCUUCAGCUCUCAUGGCUGUCGAGGCCUGGGACGUCUCGCCGCUCGCCCUGCUGCUCGGUCUCGUCGCAGGCAUCGCCUUUGUCGCCGCAUCGCGCGCCGUCCUCGACUGGAUCGGCCUUGGCGAUCCGCUCGAUCUCGCUGCGCCGCCGCCCGCUGCGCCGGCUGCCGCCGCUGGCUCGGCUGAGACCCGCCAGAGUGGUGGUGCCCGGGAAGGCGGGGCGGGGCUGCGGGCACGCAAGGGCGGCGAACCUGUGGCGGCCGGCCAGCCAAAGACGGCGAGCGAGGCAGGCACCGGGCAGAGGGGCAACAGAUCGCGGAUGCUGCUGUUUGUCCUUGUCUUUACCCUCCACUCGUUCACCGAGGGCGUGGGCCUCGGCGUCUCGUUUGGCGGCUCGGUCGGACUCGGCCCGUUCAUGUCGCUCGCCAUCGCCCUGCACAACGUGCCCGAGGGCCUGGCCAUUGCGCUCGUCAUGGUCCAACAGGGCAAGAGCGCGCUUGAGGCCAUGGCAUGGGCCAUCUUUUCUUCCGUUCCUCAAGCGGUAAUGGCUCUGCCGGCCUUUGUCUUUGUUGACGCCUUUGCGCCGGUGCUGCCGGUUGGCCUCGGCCUCGCCGCCGGCGCCAUGGUCAUGAUGCCCUGCUGCUAG